Molecule: messenger RNA, 3761 nt
Organism: Cylas formicarius (sweet potato weevil)
Lineage: Eukaryota; Metazoa; Arthropoda; Insecta; Coleoptera; Brentidae
Product: beta-1,4-glucuronyltransferase 1-like
Exons: 4
Coding region: 5-1318 (437 amino acids)
Source: RefSeq, a predicted model, not a curated record
GAAUAUGUGUUCACGGAGGUUACGCGACGGCUUCUAUCCGUUCGCCCUGGGUUGCGCGUUCACCGUGAUGGUGGUGUUGCUCACGAGUCCCGACACCACCACGUACGUCGAAUACGUGAUCGACUCUAACGCAACUGUCGAAAAUCGCACGGUCGACGACGGGGGUUCCAAAGACCCUUUAGGGUUCCUAAAGUGCGAAACUGGACCGUCUAGGACGCACGUGGAGCAGCGGGGCGAGUUUUACGUCAUUUAUAAUCUCGUCAAGGCAGAGAAGAGCUUCGGGUGCCUCGAGAGUAUCACCCUGUCCGCCCCUGGCGAUUUCAGAUUUUUGGACAACGUCGUUCCCCUGGUGGACAGGUGGCGCGGGCCCAUAAGCGUGGCGCUUUAUGCGCCCGGGGACGAUUACUUUACCACACUCGACUCGAUUUCCUACCUCAGGAACUGCGAAACUGCUUUAAUUAAGGAAUACGUCACAUUCCACGUGUUCUUCGACACCAAAUAUGUCCCAAAAUCGCGACACAACGGCACCUCCCUGCUCACCGCUUACGCCGACGCGAUCAACUGCUCGAGCCCCCCGCCGUGGCUCACCAAGAACGACGAGGACAUGUUCAAGGUUCAGAACUCGCUGCUGUACCCCAUAAACGUGGCCAGAAACGUCGCAAAACUCGCAGCCACCACGUACUUCAUUUUCCCGUCCGACAUCGAGCUCUACCCGACCCGCGACUUCAUCCCGUUGUUCUUGGAGUUUGCCCGCGGUCACCCGCAGCUCCUCGCGGAAGAUCAGAAGAACGUGUUCGUCCUGCCGAUUUUCGAGGUGCUGGAAAACCAGACGGUGCCGGAGAACAAGACGCAGCUGCAGGCGAUGCUCAAGAAAAAAACCGCCAUCCUGUUCCAUCAGACGGUUUGCGCGGUGUGCCACAGGGUGGUCAACGGCGAACGAUGGGUCAGAGCAAAGGAGACCAGAGGGCUGGGCGUGUUCACCACGGGCAAACGAACCGGCAGGUACAUCGUGUGGGAACCGUUUUACGUGUGCACCCAGAAGGAACCAUUGUGGGACGAGCGGCUGACGUGGGAAGGACAGGGCAACAAAAUGGUACAGGCGUACACGCUGUGCCUGAUGGAUUACAAUUUUAACGUGUUGGACAACGCGUUCCUGAUUCACAAGCCAGGCGUCAAGAAGAAAAAGGUGCAAAUCGUCAAAUUCAAGCAGCUCGUCAAGCAAUCGAACCGGUUGCUGAGGCAGAUUGGGGUCGAGUUGCAAACGGUGUACGGCAACAGCAGCUCGGGCUGCAGAACCAACUGGGUCAAAGUGGAAUAAGAACGGUAAAAGUUUCGUCAAGUGAACGCGGUACAGACACUACGGGAGGUUGUACUUCCCCUGCUCGGCAGGUCGUUUAACCAAAAGACGACCUAGUUUUAUUUCUAAGUUGGAGGACUAGGUUAGCGUACUCAAACCUUAGUCGUUCGACUUUAUCGAACUCUUUUUAGAGGAAACUCCGCGUUCUAAGGGGGACGCGCCGUUUUACAAAUGUUUUCAAAGAAAUUUCCAGGGCAAAACGCGAUAUUUAGUGUCCAAUUUCGUCUAUCCUGUACAGGUAUCUCAAUAAGUACUACACUGAAGAAAAAAAGUUAAAUACAAAAAGUGUUUGACCCUAAGUAUAUAUUUAUAGAAUUUUUAUUUGGUGCCAGGGCAGUAACCAUAAUAAUAAUAUAUAAUUAUUCAGGUAAUUUUAACAAGUCGUAACUGAAGGAUCUCUCAAAUAUACCAGAUCGGUGACGAGGAAUUAUGACCCCUUUAAAUCUUAGAUGAAGUUAUUCACGUCUGUUCUGAAAGUUAUUUUUUCGGAGAGGUAUUCGGGAUUUUUUGUCUUAAUUAUUUUGAAAUAAAGACAACGGCGAUGGAUCAGGAGCUGCGUCUUCAUAUUCAUCCAACCCGCUUCCUUGAAUCUUCAUCACAGUGAUUAAACAAGGAGAGAUCAAGAGCAUAAAGCUGUUUUAAGAUUUCGAGUUAGAAUAUGCCUUGAGCUAUACAACCCUUUUAAACGGCCAAUAGCCAAAGCAAAGUUUUGUAUCUGGCCUCGUUGUAUUUUUGUAACGGAUUUCUAUGAAUAUAUUUAAAUUUUCUAAUCACUGGCUUGAUUUUGAGUAUUUUUUGUCAUUACGUGGCGUACGAAAUUUUUAUUGGUCAAAUGUCAUGUAAAAAUAUAUAAUUUCGUGAAAAUCUGAACUUUUAGUUCUUAUUCAUUUUGAAAAAAAGUCCAGAUGCGUCAAGUCAAGGCUCCUCGCUGGCGGACCCAAUCGAAAAUGUAAAGCGUUGAUUUAAACUAAGUAGUGCUGAAAAAAAAUAGAAAUACAUUGUUGAAAAUGUCCAAGCAACAAUUUUAUUAGUUGUUUUUUUUUUCAUGGACUACCGUGGUUAGAAUAAGUUUUGGAAUUAGUAAUAAGUUCUAAUUACCUGCAUUACUUGUUGAUUUUAUAUUGAAUUUAAUUAAUCAAUUACUAAAAAAAAACUUAGAUACAAUAGGAUAUUAUAUAGGUGAUCGUUAGAUUUAAAAUAAAAUACACCCACACCCAAUACAAGUGCUAAAUACCGGGUUCUUUCAAAUAAGAAAAAAGAAAUUGUUUGAUGCUCGUUGGCCAUAAAAAUAGUCAAUUUUGAGUUUGUAAGCGUACAAAAACACAUUUUUCCGAAACAAAAAAAAUUGAAAAGUUCGUUUUUCUCUAAAACUACUCGUAAUUUUGUAUGCUAUGUACUAACUAAAAAUACUCAAAAUGAAGCGAAUAAUUAAAAAAGAUAAAUUUGGUUACUGUCCUGACACAACAGAAUACCCUGUAUACAUAAAAAUACUAUAAAUAAAAUAUAUACUUAGGGUUGAACACUUUUUCUAUUUAACUUUUUUUUCUCAGUAUCGUACUUAUUGAAAUAAGAUAAAGCCCUUUUUGUACGACGGGGGGCAGCGGCGCAGACGAAUUCUUUUAUUACACUAGUUAACUUCGAUACGACCACAAUGUAAAAAAUAAGAUAAAUAAUCGCCAUCCGAGACGCAAGAUUUUAUAGAAAAAUAUGGGCAACGUUGUUCCCGUAGUAAGUUAAACCAUUUUUUUUCUCCGACUUAAAUGAAAUUGUAAACACUUUUAACCAUUAUAUCUUUUCGGAAGCUUUUUUAAAAAGUUCAGAAACUGUUUCAAGACGAUAUUAAUAAAAUAGCUCUGAAGGUACUAGUUAGUUAAGCAGUAUCCCGGAAAGUGAUGGCGUCGGGGGACUGAGUGUUUCUGAACGUGUCGGAAAUCCUACCGACUGCGCCAGUUAACUUAUUCGAUAGGACAACACCGUUUUUAAAAAUAUAUUUUUUUUAUUAAAAAAUGAACAUAGUUUGUACUCUAUGGCCGACAAAUAUCUUACUACAAUGAAUGGACAACGUCAGCGAAUCCUAGGCUUACGUGAUGACAUCGAGGUGACAGACUUCGACCGUCAAGAGAUAUCAGGGUUAACAAACAUUCAACGUUCUCGUGGCCAGAGAAUAUGGUUUGUUAUCAUCUUCUAAUUUGCCAUUGCCAAAAAUUUUGAGUCGCUUCUCUGUCAUUAUUAUCGUCGGUAGUUGCGCCCGCAAUGUUCCAAGAAACGGAUAUCUUUUUUAUUGUGCUAUAAUCCAGGUGAUAACAGAGCAUUAUUUCGAAACCGAAAACGUAUCCUUUAUUUAUUCUAGUGACGUUAAGAUUUUGUAUAUAGGUAGACGUCGAAAAUAUAUUUAUUUUGAAAG